CAAACUGUCUCUACAUAAAAGAAACUCUGUGCCUUUUCUUCAACUUUUUCGGCCAAAUUGAGAUAUGGAAAAUCAUCCUAGCACUAGUAAUUCCCAUCCUCAUCAUCAUCAUCAACAUUGUCAAUCUCUUCCUUUUUCAAACAACUUUCUUCUUGACCGCCACGAAGAACAAGAAGAAAAACCUACAUUACCCAUCUUUGACUCUAGUAUUGUCCCAUCAGUCGAUAAUUUGCACAAUAAUCCAAAAAGGAAAAGAAGCAGAUUCCUUAAAAUUGGUGAUGGUAGUAACUCUUUGAAUAUUACAAGCCUUAAGAAGCCUAAAAUUACCAAAAAGCCACCAGACCCAAGUGCACCCAAAAUUACUAGGCCAUGUACUGAAUGCGGCAAGAAGUUUUGGUCAUGGAAAGCACUUUUUGGUCACAUGCGUUGCCAUCCUGAACGUCAAUGGCGUGGAAUUAACCCUCCUCCUAAUUUCAGGCCGCGGCACGAUAAUAAUAAUAACAACAACAUUAUUGAUUCUCCUAAUUCUGUUGAAUUUAGCCCUAGAAAAAACCCCAAGUUGGUUUCUGAUGCGAUUAUGACUGACGAGGAUCACGAAAUCGCAGCGUGCUUGUUGCAAUUGGCUAAUGGAUUAUCAAAACCUGAUUCUGACAUUGUAGAUAAUGCGGAAUUACCUGAUCAUGAAAAUGUUCGUAUUGUUGCAUCAGAAGAUCAGCCUUGUUCUUCUUCAGGAGGAGGAGGAGGAGUGAAGGAUUUUCGAUUCGAGUGUUCGGGUUGUAAGAAGGUUUUUGGAUCACACCAGGCUUUAGGUGGACACAGGGCUAGUCAUAAAAAUGUGAAGGGUUGUUUUGCAUCAGGUUCAGGUACUUCAGGAUUAACACAAGCUGUUGUUUCUACUAAUUUGGAUCUAAAUUUUCCUCCUCCAGUGACAUUAAUCUCAGGUGAAGAUCAAUACGAUUCUUCGUCAUCCUACUCUUCUAUUUAUUCGGGCUCAACGUUGGAUUUGAGGUUGAAGCUAUAAAUAUAUAUAUAGUCAUGUAUAAUUAGGUGUGUAUAGUUAACUGGGAUACUAUUGCUAUAUUGUAGAAGCAACUAGCUGUUAAAUGGUAUUUUUGUACUCUUAACAUUGACAAAUUCAUGUUCAAUACACACUUGUGAUUGCUACUGAUAACUCAUAGUAAUACUACUCGUAAUUAGCUACU
Molecule: messenger RNA, 1202 nt
Organism: Solanum dulcamara
Lineage: Eukaryota; Viridiplantae; Streptophyta; Magnoliopsida; Solanales; Solanaceae
Product: zinc finger protein ZAT3-like
Exons: 1
Coding region: 65-1021 (318 amino acids)
Source: RefSeq, a predicted model, not a curated record